AUGAAAACUCAGCAAGAAGUCUGCGAUGACAUAGCGAAGGAGUUGGAACGGCUCAACGUAGAAAUGAAGAAGGACUUCGAUUCGAAGUUAAAAACAAAGAGGGAGAAAUCGACAAGAACUUCAAGAAUUCCAAAGCGAAAUCCGAACCUGAUGCUUACCAACGAAGCUGGUAAACUGGAGAAUUCAGAGCAGUUGAAGGGAAGCUGGCUGCUCUUUAUUUCGGCUUCCCGCAUUGCUCACAUAUUUGUUGAGACGAGAUAA
Messenger RNA from Haemonchus placei, 261 nucleotides. The record is from the annotation of a GenBank genome assembly. Lineage: Eukaryota; Metazoa; Nematoda; Chromadorea; Rhabditida; Trichostrongylidae.